AUGGUACACGGCGAUCAGCGUCGCACAGACGACGACGGCGACGACGCUGCGACGCCGCUGUGGCUGCUGGAGGUGUCGCCGGACCACGAGAGCAGUCGCAGCACGCUUAGCGUCGCCCUAGCUGACGUGGACAGAUUCCAGCGAGCCAAUGACGGCGAGACACCUGUCAUCGUGCUCGUCUCCGUCGUUAUCGAGUCAGGAUCCAAACCCGCGACACCGCGCAAGGAGCGGGCGCGGCAUGGCGCCACGGAGGACCUGAUUCUGCGCAGCGUCGUGCGGCCGAUGCAGGCCAUCGCGGAGAACAGAAAGGUGGCAGCAGAGGCACACAUGGAGCGCAGUGAGAGCAGGGAAGCGGGCCUGUGUGCGGCUGUGGUGCACCUGCAGGCACAGCGGCUGUACAUCGGUGUCAAGAGGAAGCUUCUGUGGGGCGGCGAUUCAUCGGUGGUGCACUACUGGAAUGGCAGUGGUGGUGCUGGUGCUGCUGGUGCUGGUGGUAGUGGUGGGAGUGGCAGUGGUGGUGGUGGUGGCAGUGGGGGUAUGAGGCGUGUAUUCCAGAGGAGAACACGCAAGCAGAGCAGCAGCUUUUCUGAGUCUGAAGAUGAAACCCCACUCGUCCGAACCAGCACCGGAGGCUCGGAGACGCACCGCACACCGUACCACCUCAACAUCCUAGGUCCGGCAAAGCGGGCAGCUUCGGUGUCAGGCUCGGCAACCGGACCAGCCGAAGAUCCAGAUGACCCGAUCCAUGCCAGGGGCGCCAAGCCUCCUCCCAGGCCUCCCCGAGGCUCGGGACGAGGUUCGGAAAUGGAGGACGGGGAGUAUGACGGGGAGGAUGGGGAGCAGACCCCUCCCAGGCCUGUCUUGCGCUCCCGAACCUCCCCUUCCGGACGGUCCUGGGGGGCAGGCGAGAUGGAUGGAGCGACAGCAGCAGCAACAGGUGCAGCGGCAGCAGGCAGACACCCCAACUUUGGUGGCAGCGGUGGCAGCUACAGCAGCGGUAUGCCUUCACCCUCAGCUGUCUCGUCUGGGCGGGUUAUGUCUCGCACGCUCAGCCGGGAACGCAGGCAGCACCAGGCAGCAGCGGGAGCAGCAGCAGGGGGAGGAUCGGGAGGAGGAGCAGGGCUAGGUUCGUCUAGCAGUGCUGCUGCCGCCAUCUCUACCACGUCUGCUACCACUCUCCCUCCCGCCUCCCUCCCCUUUCACUUCUCUCCCAAGCUUCUCAUCCCCUCGCCCUUCGUGUCCGGUUCCGGUGCGCUUAUUACGGAGGGUGAUAAUAACAAUGGUGAUUAUAACGAAGAGCCCAGGCCUGGCACUCCUAGGGGAGAGACGGAAAAAGAGGCUCGGUUGCUCGGGGCGUCUAGGUUCGGCCCGAGCCAGGGGAUGGAGGUUCGGCAGGGGGAGAGGGGCCGGCACAGCAGGGGAAUGUCUUGGGCUGGUCCUGACGUAAUGGGGGGAGGGGGAGGGAGUGGGGGGUUCAGACUGUCACCUGCUGAGGGGGAUGGUGGGGGGGUGGGUGCAUGUGAUGGUGCGGGUGGGGCUGACGGUGGUGGGGGUUAUAAUGGUGGGCAGUGGCGUUACACCUCCCAUCUCGCUUCCCCUACUUCUGCCGGCCUCCCUCCCAUCCCCUCGCCCUCCUCCUCCUCCUCCACCCGCCCCAACAUAGAAGAGCAGGUAGUGGCACUGGCAGGGCAGUGGGAGGUCCUGGCACAGAUGGGGGGGGCGAGGCAGGGGGGAGAAGGGGCAGGGGGAACAGCAGGGGGAGCAGCAGGGGGAGCAGCUGGGGGAGCAGCAGCUGGGGGAGCAGGUACUGCUGGGGGAGGUGGGACUGUUAGACCGGCUCAGGCGACUGAUAUGUCAUCCCGCCCCCGCCGCACUGUGCCGAAACAUUUCCGGGCAGGUAGCUGGGAUCCGGGCAGGUCGGGCCUUAGUGAGGACUCGUUUUUAGAAAGUGUGAGAGGAGGGGCGGCAGGGGCAGGGAAAGGGGCAGGCGGAAAAGGGGGAGGGGGAAGCGGAGGGGGAGGAGGAAGCAGGACUCCCCCUUUGCCCCCAGAAGGGGCAGCAGGCGGAGGGAAAGGAGGAGGAAGCUUCCGAAAGGGAAUGCUGCGAAGGAAGGGGAGCGGGCAGUGGGGGGAGGGGCUUGGCGGGUGGAUCGGGGGAGGGGGAGGGGGAGGAGGGGUGGGAGCGGGGGCAGGGAGAAGAGGCGGAGGCGACGGGAGAGUGGGGGCGGACAGGGUUGAUGGGGAUGGGGUGAGAGAUUAUGAGGAAGAGGAAAGCAGCAUGGAGGGAGGAGCGCCCUUGCGCCGUGCUCUCUCCUCCACCGCCCCUAGCCUCUCCUCCUACCCCAUGGAUGCCCAUGCAGGAAUCGCUUCAGGGUUGCUCGCAGACUUCCCCACCACUGGCUCGCCGGACCUGCCAGGCUCGGCGCCCGUACGUCGCGGUGCUGGUGAGGCUCGGCACAGGCUGCCCAAGAUGCCGUCCAGUAAUGGCCGGCUCGGCGAAGAGGGCCGGCCGGGCCUGCUGGAGGUUGGGCGGGGAGGAGGGGGGUUGGUUCGGGAUUGGAUCCAGGGGGAGGGUGCAGCAGCAGGGCAGAGAGGCGAGACGGAGGCAGGGAGAGAGAGAGAGGGUACAUGUGGACGAGGGGGAGAAGGGGGAGGAGGGGGAGGAGGGGAAGCGGAAGAGGGGAGUGUGAGUGGGAGCAGCAGCAGGAGUGGGUUGGAUAUGGAUAUGCUGAUGGGGGAGUUGCAGCAGCUGAGACAAGAGGCCCUCGCGAAGCAAGUAGCGGCCCAAGCUCAGUUCUGCAAGGUGCUGUGCUGUGCUGUGCGCCGAGGGGGUGGGGGUGCAGGGCGAGGGUAUGAUGCAGAGGUUUGGGAGGAUGGGGAGGAUGAAGAGGAGGGGGAGGAUGGAGGAGAGAGGGGCAGCGGCGGGCAGGCUGCUGGGUCUACCGCUACUGUGGGCAACCAUCCUGUUGCAGAUGACAAUGGCGACGCAGGCAGCGCCUCCUCCACCUCCUCCUUUGACUCCACUGAGUUUGUGCGCAAGGUCACGGAGCGCGCCCGUCUUGCUGCCUCUGCAUCUGCCAACGCUGCCACUGCUGCUGCCGCUGGUGCUUGCAGCGCAGUAGACGGGCACCACACCCCCACAGACCUCUCCCCCAACAUCACCUCCUCCUCCUCCCUCCAUCCCCCUCCCAGCCACCACUCCUCCUCCCUCCACGCGCCUUCUCUCUCCGACUCUCUCGACCCCUCCUCCCACGCCUCCUCCUCCGCAGAUUGUCGCCGCUUCUCCCUCCCCCAACUCCUCGAAUGCACCGACGGCUUUUCCGACGGCAACCUUCUGGGAAGGGGCGCGUACGGGCCGGUAUUCCGCGGCCAGCUGUUCGGGUGCCUAGUAGCGAUAAAAAAGCUGGAACAAGGCAGCGAUCAAGGUCCGGCGGAGUUCCGAACCGAAGUGGAGGUUCUGAGCAAGGUUCGGCACCCACACAUUGUGCUCUUAAUGGGUCACUGCCCGGAAGAAGCUUGUAUCGUGUACGAAUUCCUCCAGGGGGGGAAUCUACAGGAGCGGAUCGUCCGGGCGGGGGACAACCCUCCGCCGCCCCUACCCUGGCACGAUCGAAUCAGAAUCAUAUCGGAGAUCUCCGGCGCGCUGCUCUACAUGCACCGGCACGACCCGCCGAUUCUCCACCGAGACUUAAAGCCCGACAACAUUCUCCUAGACGCCAACUCCAUCUCGAAAAUCGCCGACGUGGGCCUCGCUCGGCUGAUCCCCAACGAGGUCUCGGCAGUUACCUGGAAGGUGCGGGGCACGGCCGGGUACAUAGACCCAGAGGAGCUUCAGACCGGGGAGCUGUCGGUGAAAUCGGAUAUCUACGCGUUUGGUCUGAUAGCGCUGCAGCUGCUCACGGGUUUAAAGAAUGUGAAGCUGGUGCACGGGUUGCUGGCGGCGUGCGGCACGGGCGCGAGAAACACGGAGGAGGCGACAGAUUUGAUUGUGAGGAGCUUGGAUCGGUCGGCCGGGAAGUGGCCGGAGAGGCUUGUGAGGCGGGCGACGAGGGUGCUGGUGCGGUGCAUUGAGAGGCGGAGGGUGAAUAGGCCGGAUCUGGGAGGGGAGAUUCAUCCGCUGCUGGGGGAGAUUGCAGAGGAGGCGAUGGAGGAGAAGAAUCGGCGGGCCAAGGAGCUCGACGGGCGGUUUGUCUGCCCGCUGUCGCAUGAGCGCAUGCGGGAUCCAGUGGUGGCAGCAGACGGGCACACGUACGAGAGAGAGUACAUCGAGACUUGGCUCGCCAGCAGCGGGGUCUCGCCUGUCACCGGACAGCCACUGCCCCACCGCGCCCUCACUCCCAACUUCAUCCUCGCCUCGCUCAUGGACUCCAUGUGA
Messenger RNA from Closterium sp. Naga37s-1, 4374 nucleotides. Lineage: Eukaryota; Viridiplantae; Streptophyta; Zygnematophyceae; Desmidiales; Closteriaceae. The record is from the annotation of a GenBank genome assembly.